This is a messenger RNA of Nerophis ophidion (straightnose pipefish), 2885 nucleotides long. RefSeq names its product tripartite motif-containing protein 14-like. NCBI's taxonomy places the organism in Eukaryota, Metazoa, Chordata, Actinopteri, Syngnathiformes, Syngnathidae. The record is from RefSeq and is a predicted model, not a curated record. The coding region runs from base 99 to 2276 and encodes 725 amino acids. Gene Ontology annotation, molecular function: zinc ion binding; protein binding. The transcript is spliced from 7 exons.
GGCGCUAAUGCGCACCAGAAGGUUGCUUGCCUACCGCCAUUAAAGAAAAGAAGAAGAAGUGUCUUCCGGUAUGCAGAAGUACUCGCGGCAACAUAAACAUGGGAUCAUGGUUAGCAACUGCGGCCUUCACUUGUCCUCUCUGUCGCAACGUCACAAAGACUCCCGUCAUCCUCGAGUGCAAGCACAGCUUCUGUCCGCGGUGUAUCGGGGACUUGUGGAGUGUUUGCCCGUCCGGGCCCUACAAGUGUCCCGGAUGGGGGUGCAGCACCAGCUACCGCACGCUGCCCUUCGACAGAUCUUUGUUAUGGCCGCACAAAAGCAGCCCGAAGGCUCCGACCUCCAGCAAUCUCGACACAUCCAGUCAUGCUUUAAACACUGAUUCCCCGUUGAGGAGGUCUUCAAUCGACAGCCGACCCUUUGGGAAGAGAAAGGCGAGCACACCGGUUCUAAAGGAACCGGACACCAAACGGCCAGCUACCUGCGACAUAUCGGAUGACGUCCAGACUCCAAAACAUUCCUCGUCCGACACGCCAGGACAACUCCGCAAUGGGAAGGCAACCAUUAACGGGAUGAACUCUGAAUCGAAAGAGCCCGCGUGUGAUUAUUCCGGUGACGAUGUCACACAACACACAAGUGAGGUGUCACAACAUGAAGAAGCAGAUAGAAUCAGGACCAGUGACACCGACUGCCGCACUGAAGCAGAUUUAUGUGAUGCCUCUCUUCUUGCAACAGAAAAUCAUUCCUUGACAAAAAAACCUUCCUCGCCUGCCAACCUGCAAUCAUUCACUGCAGCCUCAACUUCACAGGAAUCAGUGUCUCCUGCUAGCAAGUCGAUAACUCCGAUGUCUACCAAGCAUGCUGCAGCAUCCCCGAUCAAAAUCAGGGUCUUCUCCAAGCCCGAGCACAGAAACACAAGCCUUGUGCCGUGCCAUUAUUGCCCCAAAACGGUGCGUCAGUUAGCCGUGAAGACCUGUUUGGUAUGCGGGGCGUCCAUGUGUGCAAAGCACCUGCGCCCACACAUGGAGUCCUCCGUCUUCCAAAGCCACACCCUGGUUCCGCCCACCGUGGACAUUUCUUUCUGGAAGUGCGACGAGCACCAGGAGCUCAACCGCAUCUACUGUCGGCUGUGUGCUGUGUGCGUGUGCACUCUGUGCACCGCCAUCGGCUCCCACCGCAACCACGUCUGCAUCAGCACCAGGGAUGCCGAGAUGGAGAUCAGAGAUAAUCUGACAGAAGAGAUCAAACAGCUGGUCGUGGCCAAACAACAAGUCAAAGGCCGAAUGACGGAAUUAACUCGGAUGAAAGAAACUGCCCAAGCUCUUUUGAGCGAUUCGCGAGCUGGAGUGGAGGAGCAGUACGCCACAAUCUUAGGUGCCCUGCGGCAAGAGGAGCAAGCAGCUCUUCAGGUUGUGGAGGAGGAGGAGAGCAGAGUGGUGGAGGUUUUGGGGAAGAAACUAGACAACCUUCAGAACUCCCUGCAAUCCAUCCAGCAAGGCCUGGAGACUUUGGAGGCACUGGCUAAUUCUAAGGGGGGAGACAAACUCCUCAAGGACCAGGCCUUCCUUUUUGAGUAUAGCAAGGUUGCACAACUUGACACGGAAAGUUGUGUGGAUCAGCUGGAGGCUCCGGAGGAGGUGGAUGAAGUUCGACUGAAAUGUCUCCAGAAGUGGACGCAGAAGCGCGUGGACAAUGUGGUCAUCACUGAGCUGAACAAGGACAGAGAGCUAUACAAGCUGCUUUAUGGCACGGUCCCCACUUUGGACGCAGACACAGCCCAUCCCAAGCUGCGUCUGUUUGAUAACAGGAAGGUGACCUACUCCGAGAUCCAGGAGGACUAUACGCAGCAAGAAUCUCGCUUCAGUUCCUUCCCACAGGUGCUCGCUUGCCACGCCCUGGAAGUAGGUCGCUGGUACUGGGAAGUAGCUGUCACUGCGGACCAAGGCAGCUGGAAGGUGGGACUCUGUGAGGGUUUAAUGGAGAGGAAAAGUCCGACGGACAGCUCUCACUUGGGUCACAACCGGUCGUCAUGGUGCCUGGCGUAUGAGCGGGGUAAGCUGGAAGUGCUGCACAACAAGGUGGCGACUCCUGUGAUCGCACACAAGUUGCAGCGGGUAGGAGUGUUCCUUGACUUAGAGGAGGACACACUGACGUUCUUUAAUGUUACACCAGGGGGCAGUCUUGUUCUAAUGCAUUCCUACAAGCACAGCUUUGCUCUGCCUAUGUACCCAGCAUUAUAUGUGUCCAAAACACGGCUGGCCUUCUGUACUCUAUUUUAACUGCAAUCUGGCGUACACUGGCAUGGCAUUUUCCAUAAUCAUGACCUAAAUGACAACUAAUCCAGCACUGUCUUCAUGACAAAGACAAGACUGGCUUUAGUGAUUCAGGAGGUGCCAAACAUUUAAACGUUGUGCUCUAUGAUUGGCUAAAGUGAGCAUUAUUGUUACAAAGUUGACAUGAGUAGCAGUUGAUAGAAACAGUAGAUGUGUAGCGGCAACGUGGGAAGAAAGAAAAAAAAAAAAAGACUAACUAGUGUACGCUCAGUUCCGUGUGAGGCGUGAAUGUUAGUCGCCGACAUGAGAGGUAAGCAUGCUAACUACUGAGUUAAAUGGCCAGUCUAUUCUGAUUGAUAGCUCUGAAUUGUUCAGAAUCUGGUUUUUGCUUUUAGUACUGAUUGUUUUAUAAAGCUGCAGCUGUGAUUUUUCAGAAUUGUACAUUUUGUAUUUUGUCAUUUUACAUCUUUUAAACGCAUUUUGAAGUUGUUCCAUUCCGUCACAUUCACUGUAUUUGUCAAUACAACAUUGUCAUACGUAAUCCUGAUCUUGUGAAAAUAUGAGUAAGGAUUUGAGUCUUAUCUUUCUGUACAAAUAAAUAAUCAAAUCUACAAA